Messenger RNA from Onychostoma macrolepis, 2583 nucleotides. Its product is annotated as E3 ubiquitin-protein ligase RNF19A-like. Bases 93 to 1031 code for a protein of 312 amino acids. The transcript is spliced from 4 exons. NCBI's taxonomy places the organism in Eukaryota, Metazoa, Chordata, Actinopteri, Cypriniformes, Cyprinidae. The record is from RefSeq and is a predicted model, not a curated record.
AUUUAUUUUUUAACUUAAACUUUCAUCUUUAAUUGAGAAAAAUAUAUUUUUCUUUAAAGGUUUCACAUUUCAUUGUUUAUCAAAACAUCCGCAUGUCUGAUGGUUUCACUUUCUUUUUUUCUAAACUGAAAGUGAAUGCAUUAUUGGUUCAGUUCACAGGUAGAUAUAUUGGUCCGCUUUCCAACUUUCUGAUUCAUGUUUGUAGCAGACGAACUGAACAAGGAGCCUUCAUCAGGAUGCAGGACAACCAAAGCAGCGGACAGUACGACGUUAACGAUGCGACGCUUAAAUUUGUCAGACGGAGAGACGACAUAACUUUAGAUGAUGACCCCAGCAUUCUGAGAGCAGAGAUGUCUUGUGGCCAUGCGGUGUCCCCAGAAUCACUGACUGCCUGGUGUCGCUCUCUGCUGGACCAGGGUCAGUAUAAAUUUUACUGUCCAGCUAUCACACACGGGACAGUAAAAUGUAACGCAGAGUGGCCGUAUUUGGAGGUCAGGAAACUGGCAGUGCUUAGUGAUUCGGAGCAGGCUCAUUUCGAGGAGAAUAUGGCUCUUAUGGCAGCAUCUGAGUACUGCGAGUUCAAAUCAUGUCCAAGCUGUGGGUCCUACGUUGAGCGAGCAGACCUGACUAACCUCUGCGUGAGAUGCACCAUCUGCACAGCUGUCAAAAAGAAGAGCUACCAGUUCUGCUGGCAGUGCAUGAGAGAAUGGAAAGGAGCAGCUGCUCACGCUCUCCGCUGUAGUCAUGAAGACUGUGUCAACCCAGAUGUUGACAAGCUAGCAAAAUGCACAAAUAUGAGGCUGUCUUAUGUGAACAAUGUAGAGUGUCCUGCCAUCCGAGCCUGCCCCACCUGCGGACUCCUUCUGGAACACAACGGGUACGCUUGUAAGAACCUCAUGUGUAAGCGCUGCAAGGUGGAGUUUUGCUUUCUAUGCUUAAAGCUGAAGCGUGUUUGCAAUCCGAUCAGUGGACCUUAUAAUGUCUGCUCAGUUGCACCACGGCAGACUGAGAUUCCAGUUUGGAAAAGAUAAUCUUAGAGAUAGGAUUGAUUAACUUGAAGGAGAUAUGACUCACUUUGUAAACACACAGGUAAUUGUAAAUACAGCUCCUUAAGUUGCUAUAAAAAUAUUUUUAAAUGUGAAUACUCAUUUCCGUCAUGAUGCAUCAUUGUCAAAUAGGCUACUUCAACAGUAGUGUUAGUUUUUUCUAAAAUAAAAAAUAUAACUAAUGCAGUGUGCACCAUUAAAUAACUUUAAAUAGAUUUUCCAUUUGGAAUGUAUCUGUGAUAGACAUUUUUUCUGUAGAUUUGGCUCAGGAUGAUCAUGCUGUAAAAAAAUAAAUACAAAUCUGUAGUUUUUACUAAAUAAUUUUGGCUGUGGUUGCCAGAAUAAUUUUGUAAAAAAUACAGAAAAAGUGUAAUUUGCAAACAAGGAAAUUUGAAUGUAAACCACUAAAUUCAACAACACACUGCUAUUAAAAUCUGUUUUGUAGCUUUAGCACACUGACAACCAGCAUAAUAAUGCAGGCGGUAAAAGAGAGCGCCACAUGAAGAAUCAAAGCUCAUCACACGUAGCUUCGCCACAAGCAGAAGUAUAUACUGAUAUACAGAAGGUGCUCAGAGUCAUUCAUGCAAACACAGAACACCAUCACAGUGACACACAUGACACUUAAAUAAUGCAAUAAACAUUCAUUAAACAACAGAAGAUGUAACAUAAAGCCCAAAUGCACAUAACUGAUAACAAAAACUAUUAAAAAACAUGAUUAUUUAAACAAAAUACUUUCAAAUGUGGAGUGUCACGCAGGGAAUUCUGGGAAUAUCAGUUUACAGUUUUUUACUGUAAAUUAUACAUUGAUUUGUAAUUUUUUACUUCUAAAAACUGUACAACUAACAGUAUUUUACUGUAUAAUUACAUGAAAUGUCUGGUUAGAUCUUUUACAGUUUUCCCCUGUAUAUAGUACGGGAACUUACUGUUAACCUAUUAAUAGUUUUUUUCUGUAGCGUUUCUACAACAUUUUACAGUUAAAAUACACUUAUUUUUUACAGUGUAUUUACAGUAUUGUUCUGAAAAAGAAUUUGUCAGGAUGGUUUUGCAUUAAUAUUACUGCUGCACUACUGUGUAUGUUGCAUUUUACUUCUGAAUAUGUUCAAGGUAAUUAAAUUUAAAGUUGCCUACUUCAUACUGUUGGGUACUUUAAUCGACAACAAUGUAUCAUGUUGUAAAAUACCAUAUUUUUGAAAACUUAGUAUUUCACAUUUGUAUGAGAAUACUUGAUGAAUGUACUGUCAGGACGGCAGCUCUCCUCUUGCACCGUUGCUAUGCGACAGAGCGCUAAAACACAUUUUUUAUAUAUUUUACACAUUUAUAAGUUAUACUUGUAUGUAAUAAAAAUUGAUUUUAAUUUCUAUAUUUGGUUCAUACAUAUUUAUAUUAAUUAGUAUAUUUAUAUACUGUAUAUUUAUGAGUAUUGUGUUGUGAGGAUCUGAUGUGUUUCUAGCGCCGCCUAGCGACCGUUAAACAGCAUCAUCCUCACACCGAACCAGGACUGAUUUAACCAGAUAACAUUAAAGCACUUCUCAAACCA